Messenger RNA from Acanthopagrus latus (yellowfin seabream), 3116 nucleotides. RefSeq names its product guanine nucleotide binding protein (G protein), gamma 3 (gene gng3). Gene Ontology annotation, biological process: G protein-coupled receptor signaling pathway. Gene Ontology annotation, molecular function: G-protein beta-subunit binding. Gene Ontology annotation, cellular component: heterotrimeric G-protein complex. The record is from RefSeq and is a predicted model, not a curated record. NCBI's taxonomy places the organism in Eukaryota, Metazoa, Chordata, Actinopteri, Spariformes, Sparidae. The transcript has 3 exons. The coding region runs from base 182 to 409 and encodes 75 amino acids.
UGUACAGAGCAGGGUACCAUCCAGGCUGUUGUCUGUGAGGGGUGGGGUCCAGCUUACACUGACACCACCAAACACAAGCCGACAGAGGGACACCAGAGAGAGGCAGAAAAAAAAAAUUGUGGAAAAGAGAGAGCGAAGAGAGAGGGGGGAAGAUUGCACCUGAAGAGGAAUAUUAUACGGGAUGAAAGGAGACACCCCAGUGAACAGCACCAUGAGCGUCGGCCAAGCCAGGAAGCUGGUGGAACAACUGAAGAUAGAGGCUAGUUUCUGCAGGAUAAAGGUAUCAAAGGCAGCAGCCGACCUGAUGGCGUACUGCGACGCACACUCCUGCGACGACCCCCUGAUCACCCCCGUGCCCACCUCAGAGAACCCCUUCAGGGAGAAGAAAUUCUUCUGCGCUCUGCUUUGAGACCAAUCAGGGAUUGUUGUGAUUCAAAAAGUACAACUGUACAGUAUGUACAUGUAUGUACAGUGUGUACAUGUACGGUACUUCCAAUCUAAAUAAGACAUCAAUGUACUAUAGUAACCUUGCAUAAAAGCUGCCGAUGUACAGUACAUGAAAUCAAGUACAACACUAAAUUCUUUAACUGCUAACGUCUGUCUCGGUGUUGGAGGGGAAGAGCAAAAACAAGAAUUUGGAACAAAACCUACACAGUCAAUCAAUAAAGAGUUAUUGAAAUGAUAAGACAUUUAGAAAAAAAAAUAGCUAUCAUCGGGUGGAAAACACAGACAUUUCAUGCUCAUAUAUAUAUUUACAGGUAACUGCCGAAAAAGGAAACAGUCGGAGCAGUGAGCGUCUUAAACAGACCCAGGAACAGAUUCUAACAGUGUUUGUUAACUUUGAACUAAUCCCCACACGAGGUCUUUAGAUCCUGGUGGUGCUGCAGGUCGAACAUGAGGCUCCGAUCAGGUCAGUUCUCGUAAAUAUUGACCAGACAUUUUAAAUCUGAAGAAAAAGUCAAGCCUAUGUUAGGUCAUAUCUGAGUCAGAGCGGCGUGUAUCCGGAGGUGAUAACACUCUCCUACAGAUUAAUGCUCAUGUUUCCUGUUUUGGCAGUUACUUGCAUCUAAGGACAACAGCUGUUUGAGUGGAUUAUUAUCAUAUUUUUAUUUUUUAAUUUGAAGGUUUUAUGAAGAUUUUAGCAUUUCUUGCUCAUUUCUAUACUUGUUGCUGUAGUGUGGAUGUGGACGUGUGUGUGUUUGCAUAGGUGCUACUGUGAAACUUAAGCAACAAUUCUGAGCAUUUGAUCACCGUCAGAUCCAGAUUUUAUAAUUCAAUAUAGCACACAGAUCCCAAAAACAAAAAAAAAACAAAAAAAAAGAAAAGAAACAUUCCAGGGGUUAUGGACAUUCAGUAUAUGAUGUAAGCCAUUAAAGCAAAAUCAGCUAAUCAGUUACUAUGAGUCUGUUACGUGAACAAUUUUCUAUUUCUUUAAAAAGGCAAAAAAAAUAAAUACAGCAGUUAUAAUGUACUUUUAAAAAGACAGGUGUGCAUCGUCAUUUUAACCAAUCAGGUCUGAGAGGUUCUCCAGAGCAGAGGGGUCCAGAAAAUGUAGAGGAAGCGCCUGAUGUUUCUACUUAUUCAUGUGACGUGAGGACAGAUCGCGACGGACUUUAAGAUUUCACUUUCUUCGUGGUUAUUUCAACACUGACAGUACAGACGGUGGUUUACUUCUGUUAAAUCAUAUCCUCACACACACACACAAAAGAAAACUGAUCAUCAUUUUGGAAGUUCCUUCAGACAUGAUCACCGUGGCAACUUUGCAAAUCAACUUUUUGGGACACCCCCCCUGCUCUGGAUCAUUUACAAAAUUAACACAUGUAUUUUCAAUAUCUUGCAAAUGUCGAAUUUGGAGCAUUGGCAAGAGAGUAACCAUGGAAUAUCAGGCAUUGAAAUAAAGUCUCCUGUUAUCAAAUGGUUUCUGUUGCUGUGAUUUUAUUCAUCAACGCAUAAAAACAAAAAUACAAAAAACCACCCUCAUGUCCAAAUCUGACACAUUGCCCUUUUAUUUUAUGGUUUUGAUAAUAACAGCAAUAUAAAAACUGAAGCAAUAUUUCACAGUCAAAUGCAAAACACACGAGACAGUUUAAAAAACAAAAAACAAAAUAAAAGCUGCUAGAUAACGAUUUCCUCUUCAAAAAGCCGGUGAUGUGUCAAAGAACACAAGCGUGGACGUGCACUACUGCAGAUUAUAGAUUCAUCUAACAUGGAUUAAGGCAUCUCAUGUUUAGAAAGACAGUCAAACACAACAGAACAUUAUUAAAAUCCAAGCUUAAGAGUUAACAUUUUUUGAAUCGUUGGGUCUUGAAUCUGGACGAUAUAUUGAUAUUAUCCCAUUGCUGUGAUGUCUUUUUCCUUUAAGUGAUGUUGUGUUUUGUAUCUUAUCAGCCUGUUCUACUUCUUGGUCAUAACUAUAGGUUUGAUUUAUCGCCCAGUCCGAACAUUUAUUAAAUGCUUUUGAGAUAUUUAGCAUGUAUACAGUUCCAUCCCUUCAUUUUUGAGAUUUUGUGCAGAAUAAGAAACAAGAUUCUGUUGAAGCUUAAAAUACAAACAAUCAUACGAGUUCAGCAGGUCAACUACCUUUAGCCUCUUUACUGUUAAUGAGCAAACAAACAGGGUGCUGACUGAUUUACUCUGAUUAAAGGACAAUGGCAUAUCUGUUAUCAAAUGGUUCCUGUUUCAAUCAAUUCUGAUUUCAGUAUCAUCUGGCUUGUAAAAUAGCUUCUUUAAAUGUAAAGCCUGCAGCUCACUCAUCAGCAAUAGACGGACACGAUUUCUGACAGCGUUCGGGUUUGUUGCAUGGGCAUCUUUAUUUAUAUACAGUACAUCAUCUCCAUCUUUAGGUUCCAUCAAGGUUUCAGCAGACCAGAUGUUGUCAUCUGGCCGCGCUGCUUCAACAUGUUCCAGAUCACAAGUUAAACGCUUUCGUAAUAAAAACACAUCGACCGCCAAGACCGUCACGUCACCGCCGGUCUGAGGUUUAGCUUUUGUAAAAUCAUAUCCUCUGCAAGACACUUCAGACAAUCCACCUCUGCGAGAAGUAAUUUAAACAUCGUUUGUGGACAGAACAUGAUACUUAGCUGUGAUAUGAUGUGAGAGUUUAAAAAAAAAAAAAA